Molecule: messenger RNA, 3415 nt
Organism: Durio zibethinus
Lineage: Eukaryota; Viridiplantae; Streptophyta; Magnoliopsida; Malvales; Malvaceae
Source: RefSeq, a predicted model, not a curated record
AAGUAAUCCUUUAUUUUUUAUUUUUAAUUUUCGUCUGAAAUUUCGAUUUCUUUGAUUUUUAUUUUAUUUUUUUAGGAGGCUGUCAAGUUCUCACCAGAAUUUGAUUCCUGGUUUUUCUUGGCGGAUUUGCAUUCCAAGAAAAUUCGAUUCCGAUCUCACUUUGGAUUUUGUUUUGUGGAGAAUGGCGAAGCGUGGAUAUAAGCUGCAGGAAUUUGUGGCUCAUACAGCAAAUGUGAAUUGUCUAAGUUUGGGAAAAAAGACAUGUAGACUUCUUAUUACGGGUGGAGAUGAUCAUAAAGUCAAUGUUUGGGCAAUUGGGAAACCCAAUUCUUUAAUGAGUCUCUGUGGUCAUACUAGUCCGGUAGAAUCUUUAGCUUUUGAUUCGGCAGAAGUUUUGGUGCUUGCUGGAGCAUCUACAGGUGUGAUGAAGCUUUGGGAUCUGGAAGAAACAAAGAUGGUUCGUGGACUUACUGGACACAGAUCUAAUUGCACUGCCAUGGAAUUCCAUCCAUUUGGUGAGUUCUUUGCAUCUGGUUCCAUGGACACAAAUCUAAAGAUCUGGGAUAUCAGAAAAAAGGGAUGUAUCCACACAUACAAGGGCCAUACUCGAGGCAUUAGUACAAUUAGAUUCACUCCUGAUGGUCGCUGGUUAGUUUCCGGUGGAUUUGAUAAUGUUGUAAAGGUGUGGGAUCUUACUGCUGGAAAACUCUUGAAUGAGUUUAAGUUUCAUGAAGGACACGUUUGCUCCAUAGAUUUCCAUCCUCUUGAGUUUCUCCUUGCCACAGGUUCAGCUGACAGAACAGUAAAAUUCUGGGAUUUAGAAACCUUUGAACUGAUUGGAUCUUGCAGACCUGAGGCUACAGGGGUUCGCUCAAUUACCUUCCAUCCUGAUGGGAGAACCCUGUUCUGUGGAUCAGACAGUGGUUUGAAGGUUUAUUCAUGGGAGCCAGUAGUUUGUCAUGAUUCUGUUGAUAUGGGAUGGUCAACGCUUGGUGACCUCUGCAUCAAUGAAGGCAAACUUUUGGGUUGUUCGUACUAUCAAAAUUCUGUUGGAGUUUGGGUGGCAGAUGUAGGGCAUAUUGAGCCAUAUGGCCGAAAUGAUCGUACAGAGAAGAAAUUUAAUCUUGAGGGAAGUUAUUCUUCAGAGAAAACAGGGAGUGGCAUGAGGUCAAGUUUGGGAUCACGGCCUGUGUCGCCUGAUUAUGAGACAAAGGAAAUAAAGAACAUAUAUGUUGACACUGCUGGCAGUAAUCCUAUUGCUACACAGAAAGAUGGCUCUUUGAAUUCUCCAAAGGUGGUACUCCCAUUGGAUGCCAGUGAAAUAAGUAAUCUGGCAGCAGAGAAGCAGAGUCCUGGAGUAGGAAUUAAUGCUAAAUCUAACGGACAAUCGGAUAACAAGUCUUUUAUCACACCCAGUGUUGUUCCACGGGACAAUCCUGUUGGGAGAGAUUUUACAAGUUCUGGAAAAGAAACUAUCACCUUUUCAAGGACUAAACCGGGCAUGUUGCUCAAACCAGCUCAUGUUAGAAGACUAUCUGUCAACAAGUUUGAUGUUGAAAAGUUGUCAGCUGCAGUUGAACCAGCAACUCUUAGCCAUAUAAAAAGCAGGUUAGACAGUGCAAUGGAUCUGAAUUCUCAAACUAGGCAUGUGUCACAGGAUGGAGCCAAAAAUUCCUGUGAUGAAAACGAUUCAAACAUCAAGAGUGUUACAGAGAAAUCUGACAAGAUGUUAUCACAACAGACACCCCCUAAUCAAGAAACUUGUAAUGAAUCCCUCAAUUGCAACAAAGACUCAAACUCUGUCAAAUUUGUCAAUGGAGUGGCUGUUGUUCCAGGGAGAACGCGCACUCUGGUUGAGAGGUUUGAACAAAGAGAGAAGUUAAACAGCAGUGGUGGUCCGGCAAGUAUUUGUAUACCCCCUGUGGUACCUGAAACAGAUGGUACACCAGCCAUAAUGAAAGGAGAGACACAAAUCUCCAAAACAGAAUCAGUCUCUGCCAAUAAUGGAAACUGUGCAGGAAGUCAAAUUUCUAGAAUGGAAGCAACUUCUAGCUCUGAGGGAAGCAUUACUGGAAGUGAGAUUUAUAGAAGGGAAUCAACCCCUACUUCUGAUGGGAUCAUUACUGGAGAUCAAAUUUCUAGAAGGGAAUUAAACUUCACCCCUGGUAGGAUCAUUUCUGGAAAUCAAACUUCUAGAAAGGAAUCAACCUUCGCACCUGAUAGGAUCAAUACUGGAAAUCAAAUUUCUAGAAGGGAAUCAACCUCUGCUUUGGAUGGGAUCGUUACUGGAAACCUAAUUACAAGAAGGGAAUCAACUUCCAUUUCUGAUGGGAUCAUUUCUAGAAAUCAACUUUCUAGAAGGGAAGCAACCUCUGCUAAUGAUAGGAGUGGACCAAAUGGUACAAUUACUGAAAAUCAAAUUUCUAGGAGGGGAUUGAGUUCUGCUAAUGAUGGGAAUGUCACUAUUAGUGAAAGCCAAAUUACAAGGGGCGAGUCAAUCUCUGCUAACGAUGGAAACAUAACUGAAAGUCUGAUGCAAAUGCAUGAUGUAGUCUUAAGCACAUUCCGGUCACGCUUGACAAAGUUACAGGUAGUGCGGCAUUUUUGGGAAAAGAACGACAUUAAAGGAGCAAUUGGUGCCUUGCGGAAGCUGCCAGAUCAUUCUGUGGGUAUUUAUGGGAAGAUUUCAUUGCAGGUGCAAGCAGAUGUAAUCAGUGUUCUCAUGGAAAAAAUGGAGAUUCUCACCUUAGAUCUGUUUUCUGGCCUGCUUCCUGUGCUUAUGGGCUUAUUAGAUAGCAAAAUGGAAAGGCAUGUAAAUGUCUCAUUGGAGAUGCUCCAGAAGCUUGUAGCAGUUUUUGGUCCUGUGAUUCGCUCAACCGUUUCAGCCCCACGCGGUGUUGGCGUUGAUCUUCACGCUGAGCAGAGGCGAGAAUGCUGCAAUCAGUGUUUUAUGCAGCUGCAAAAGAUACAAAAACUUCUUCCACCACUCCUAAGGAGAGGUGGUGCGAUAGCAAGAUGUGCACAGGAACUGAAUCUAGUUCUUCAAGAAUGACGAUGAAUUCCACCAUGGCGCCACCAAAACCAUCUGCUGCUGAAGCAUGAAAAAAGUGGCUGGGCCGACACCACUUUUGCCUUGCCAGUUGCCACCUUACCGUAUUUCGCUCUGCCCGCAUUUGCCAGUACCCGAUUGGUAGCUCGAGUAAGUAUCAUCAUUUGAAACCGGUUACCACAUGAAGAUGGAAGAACCCAGCUUGUGAAUCUCAAUGUUUCUGGUACACCACCGAAAUUGCUUUGUCAUUCUUUGAUUCAGCAUAGUGCUGUUUGUAAUCUUUCUGUUAAAAAUCCAUGUAUGUAAGCAUGUGCCAAUGCAAAUAUACUCGUCAGCUAUAAUAUUCAAUGAAAUAUACAUCAAUUC